AUGCAGCCCACCCGCGUGCUGCAGGCGCUGCGCUACCGCCGGCUGCGCCUGACCACCAAGGACGUCAACAAGGGCUACUACAAGGGCACGCGCACGGGGUCCAUGGGACGGCACACCAAGCACGGCGGCUACAUCAUCGACUGGAACAAGGUGCGCACAUAUGUGUGCCCGUCGCUGGAGGGGUUCAAGCUCACCCCGUUCGUGACCCGCAAUAUGCCCCGCACGUUUGGCCAGUACGAGGGGAACAAGCUCGGGCCCAGGGAUCCUGCGACGUAUCUUGCGCGGUGGAAGGCUGAGAACGGGUUGGAUUAA
Thermothielavioides terrestris NRRL 8126 is the source of this 312-nucleotide messenger RNA. RefSeq lists its product as uncharacterized. Gene Ontology annotation, molecular function: structural constituent of ribosome. The coding region runs from base 1 to 312 and encodes 103 amino acids. Gene Ontology annotation, biological process: translation. The record is from RefSeq and is a predicted model, not a curated record. The transcript has 2 exons. Gene Ontology annotation, cellular component: mitochondrial large ribosomal subunit. NCBI's taxonomy places the organism in Eukaryota, Fungi, Ascomycota, Sordariomycetes, Sordariales, Chaetomiaceae.